Trichobilharzia szidati is the source of this 997-nucleotide messenger RNA. Lineage: Eukaryota; Metazoa; Platyhelminthes; Trematoda; Strigeidida; Schistosomatidae. The record is from the annotation of a GenBank genome assembly.
UAUCACUUCCGAGUCUGACUGCUCCAAACUUAAUAGCUUUCUGUUGGACAUCAGCAAGUGGUCUAAGUCAAAUGGUCUUAUGUUAAAUCCUUCCAAAUGUCAGGCAGUUAACUUUACUUUCAAGCAUCGACGUGACAUACAUGAACUAGUUAGUUCCCAUGAUGCCUGUAGCAUAGAUGGCACAGAAAUUGAAACCAAGUCAAGCAUUAAAUACCUUGGAUUAGUUCUUUCCUCUGACCUUUCAUGGUCAUCCCACAUCUUAUUGAUCUCUAGGAAAAUGUUUCGUCUUACCUUCUACAUUAAAAAGUUAAGACAAUCAGGUAUCAACCAACCUUUAGUUCUGCAAUUUUUAAACUCCUGUAUUUUACCUAUUGUACUCUAUUGUUCUCCAUUAAUCUUUCCUGGGCUUCUUAAAAAAGACUAUGUCAUAUUACGAAGGGUAUUAAAUGCUGUGAGUAGGGCUUGUGGUUUGCCACUGCGUGAGCUCGCCAAUACUAUAGUCGAGAGACACGUAAAUUCCUGUACAAAGUGGGCAAAGGCCGUACUGUCAGACCCUCUGCACCCUCUUUAUUCACAACUAUCCCCUUGUAUCUCAUCAGGUAGAACGAGAAGUCAAUAUAAGAAAUUAUAUGCUCGUACCACUAAGUACAAAAAUUCUACAAUACCGUAUUUAGCCCGUAUUUUAUGUGAUGAAGACUCUGUUAGACGUGAAACAUAUAAGUUACUAUGUAAUUAGCAUAGUGAAUCGACCCUUUCAUUGUUCAUCUUUCUGUAAUUUUAUGGUGUCACCCUUUCUAUCGUUUAAUUAUAACUUUGCUAUUUUUAUUUUAGUUGUUAUUACUAUUAUUACUAUAAUUUUAUACUUUAUGCGUAUUUUUCUCCUUAUCGUAUACUGUAAUUGCUACAUAGCUGCUAUAAAAACGUUUUGUUAUCAUUAUAUGUAAUGAUUAUUUCGUUUAUUUAUUUUUUGUUGUUGUCGUUUUUGAGUAAAUUAGAU